CUGUCGUUGUUACAACCAGCCACUCUCUCUUUCCACAUCGACUGUUUUUUUAGUUCCCUCUGCUCCAUUCUCUCUCUUUCUCUCUGCACUUUUCUAAUGGCUACUCUUCAAUCUCUUGCAUUCUCUCCUGCACUUUCUCACAGUUCUCAUCAGCCUCGCUCUCUUUUGGGAAUAGCAUCAGGGGUGGUUCAUCAAAGUGCAGGAUCUUCAUUCAAUGGCCAGCGCUUGUGCCUAACCCGUUCACGUUUUACUUCCAACAUCCAAAACCAAAAAAUGUCCAGACUAAGUAUAAUGAUGGUUCAGCCAAAAAUUCAGUUCAUACAAGGAACUGAUGAACAGACAAUACCAGAUGUGAAGCUUACCAAGUCAAGGGACGGGACAAAUGGUAUGGCCAUAUUCAGGUUUGAUAAUCCCUCCGUAUUCGACUCAUCUGGUGAAGUUGGGGAUAUCACUGGAUUCUACAUGAUUGAUGAGGAAGGGGUUCUUUCAUCAGUUGAUGUAAAUGCCAAGUUUGUUAACGGAAAGCCUGCGGGAGUUGAAGCUAAGUAUAUAAUGCGGACUCCACGAGAAUGGGACAGGUUCAUGAGAUUUAUGGAGCGGUAUGCUAGUGCAAACGGAUUGCAGUUUGUUAAAAGUUGAGAUUGUAUGUUUUCUUUUUAUUGCCUGACCAAUUUCUUGAAAUUUUUGUCUGUCAUAUUGGUUUAUGAGUAAUUAGUUCAAAAGGUGUAAACUUGAAAAAUCUUCUUAGCGACAUGCUGAUAAGUGACAAGAUAGCUGCAUCCAUUUACAGUUAGAUGUUACUUCUAGUUCCUUUUAUAGCUUUCA
Molecule: messenger RNA, 825 nt
Organism: Nicotiana tabacum (common tobacco)
Lineage: Eukaryota; Viridiplantae; Streptophyta; Magnoliopsida; Solanales; Solanaceae
Product: photosystem II reaction center Psb28 protein
Biological process (GO): photosynthesis
Cellular component (GO): chloroplast thylakoid membrane; photosystem II oxygen evolving complex; photosystem II
Source: RefSeq, a predicted model, not a curated record